AUGAAAAAAAAUUCGGAAAAAAUAUUUAAAAUUUUAAUUUUAUAAAAUGAAAAAAACUGUAUAUAAAAUGAUUUUUUUUUUCUUCAAUAUUUAAAAAGUGAAAAUUAAAUUGAUGAUGAAUGUGCAUCAGGCUUAGGUUCUGGUUUAGCAAAUUGCAUUAAUCUCUCAAAUUUGACACUUGAUCUUCGUGCAAAUUAAAUUGGUGUAAUCGGUGUAUCAGGCUUAGGUUCUGCUUUAGCAAAGUGCAUUAAUCUCUCAAAUUUGACACUUUAGCUUUGUGAAAAUUAAAUUGGUGACGAAGGCGCAUCAGGCUUAGGUUCUGCUUUAGUAAAUUGUAUUAAUCUCUCAAAUUUGACACUUGAGCUUGGUUACAAUUAAAUUGGUGACGAAGGCACAUCAGUCUUAGGUUCUGCUUUAGCAAAUUCCAUUAAUCUCUCAAAUUUGACACUUAUCCUUUAGAGCAAUUAAAUUGGUUACGAAGGUGCAUCAGGCUUAGGUUCUGGUUUAGCAAAGUGCAUUAAUCUCUCAAAUUUGACACUUGAGCUUAUUUACAAUUAAAUUGGUGACGAAGGCGCAUCAGGCUUAGGUUCUGCUUUAGCAAAGUGCAUUAAUCUCUCAAAUUUGACACUUGAGCUUGGCUACAAUUAAAUUGGUGACGAAGGCGCAUCAGUCUUAGGUUCUGCUUUAGCAAAUUACAUUAAUCUCUCAAAUAUGACACUUGAUCUUUUUAGCAAUAAAAUUGGUGACAAAGGCGCAUCAGGCUUAGGUUCUGGUUUAGCAAAGUGCAUUAAUCUCUCAAAUUUGACACUUGUUCUUCGUGAAAAUUAAAUUUGUGAUGAAGGUUCAUCAGACUUAGGUUCUGCUUUAGCAAAGUGCAUUAAUCUCUCAAAUCUGAAACUUCACCUUUGUUACAAUAAAAUUUGUGACAAAGGCGCAUCAGGCUUAGGUUCUGCUUUAGCAAAUUGCAUUAAUCUCUCAAAUUUGACACUUGAUCUUAUCUCAAUGAAUUAAUCAUAAAAAUCCAAAGUAAUCAGCAAGUGUCUUAAAUCAAAAAGAUUAGUUGUCUUUAAAAAAACAUUCUAAUGA
Tetrahymena thermophila SB210 is the source of this 1086-nucleotide messenger RNA. Its product is annotated as cyclic nucleotide-binding domain protein. Gene Ontology annotation, biological process: inflammatory response; positive regulation of MHC class II biosynthetic process; positive regulation of transcription by RNA polymerase II. The record is from RefSeq and is a predicted model, not a curated record. The transcript has 11 exons. NCBI's taxonomy places the organism in Eukaryota, Ciliophora, Oligohymenophorea, Hymenostomatida, Tetrahymenidae. Gene Ontology annotation, molecular function: protein binding.